Messenger RNA from Fusarium fujikuroi IMI 58289, 3288 nucleotides. RefSeq lists its product as uncharacterized. The coding region runs from base 1 to 3288 and encodes 1095 amino acids. The transcript has 5 exons. The record is from RefSeq and is a predicted model, not a curated record. Lineage: Eukaryota; Fungi; Ascomycota; Sordariomycetes; Hypocreales; Nectriaceae.
AUGAACCUUGAAAACGUUGGUGAGACAGCGAGUAACCAAGGCCCAGAGCUUCGCAUGAAGCUUGAAGAUGACCCACGUAUGACUGAGGGUGCCGAAGAACCCAGUGUUUAUACGGCGCUGGGAUCCUGGACACGGCUGAGUUUGGAAAACCAGUAUGUAUAUAAAUUUGAGAUGGAGGCCUCUCAAGGUGACUACGUGCGAAAGAGCGUUCUUGGAGGAUUUCAUCCUUAUGCUCCUCUGCAACCUUACGGCACGGAAGAUUCAGCCCACGAUGCAUAUUACGUGAAGGUUCCAAAUGGGUUCCUCAGAAGCAAUUUCAACGACGCGUUUGUGGAAUUCUCUAUCGAGUGGCCCAAGACCAAGCAGGUCAAGGGAGAUAUAUAUGUUUCUCUGCGAUACUUGCAAGCUCUUGCUGAGAAUAACGUGGCUUGGAAUCCCAUACAUGUUCUUGACUUAGUAACGAAAAAAGAUGAACUCUGCAAACGGGACGAGAGGAUCCAAAAGAAAGAGGAAGAAUGGUUGAACAACAGUGAGAAGAGAGGGAAGAAGGCGGCUGACGCGGCCAAAGCGGCGAAAGACAAAAUGGAUGAGCUGAUCCAGAAACGAAAGAAUGUUCUUAUACCGCCAAUCACAGCUCGAGUUAAAGUCAAAGCUGUCACUCCCGGUUUCGACUUCUCCGAGAGGUGCGGGAAGGCUCCUAACCCCGUGAACGACGUCACUGAGGAACAAAGAAUCUACGGGGUGGCGGGUGAUACGGAAGAGAAAGCUCUAGGACCAUGUUUGGAGGAAAUGCACAAGAUGAGCAGCUGCAAAUGGAAGUUCCGCGGAAAAGAUGACAAGGAAAUCGAAGAGCAUGUCGAAGAGUGCCAGACGUUCAGGAUUUUCGUAAAGGCCGUCAUACCUUUCCGCGCCGAAUCUGGGAGGUUGUGCUUUGGCUGCUACAGCCCUUUUCCAGCAGGCACAAAAAAUGAUAUUCGAAAGCAUUAUGAUGACAACCGCAGUGCGCUUCUGUCAAUCCAUUACUAUGACUACGCUAGCAUGCAGUGGCUCUGGAAGGAGUACUGGAAGAGUCCUACAGCACAUGACCAGCCAAAGUCUGCUAAGAGCCGCGGCUGGAGAACUCGCUAUGAUGCUUCACCUCUUUCAAAACCGCUCGUUAUCUGGAUUUUGCCCGGUGCCAGGACACGCUUUUACAACACUCUCAAUAAUGGGUUGGUGGAAGGGUACAAGAAAUCUGACCCAGCGGGCCAUGCCCAUGAGGUCUUCGGCAAGAUCAUUGCACAAAUCAAUGAACGCGAAAAGAAUGACGCGAGUAGGAAACAUACCAAACUCCAGUUGGCACCGGAGAAGUGGGAGUGGGAGUCAAGCCGCCACUAUUGCCUUCUCUCAGAAGAUCCUUUUCGAUUGUACCAGACGUACAUCCACAAGGACUGUAUUCACGAGUACAUGCAGAGGUUUAAGGAUGCUGCAGAUGAAGCCGACGGUAGGGAAGCGGAAGCAGUAUCUCCAAAAGCCGAUGGUGCGAUGAACCUGGAAACCUCUGGUACCCAACAGGCCACGCCGGUAACAAACAAAGAAAGGAAAGAUUUCAUGCCCAUUCGACAACUACCUAUUGGGCUUGACCACAAGUAUAUCGAUAAAAUGAGUGAGUAUGAAGCCAAGCAAGAGUCCUUUACUGAGUACUGGCCCACUGAUCCCAAAAUAACUCCCGUUAAGAAGUCGGAUGAUCAAGAUGAAGACGAGAGUGAGGCUGAGUACUAUGAAAGUGACGAAGAGGAGAGCAACCCGCCCGCACAGGGGGAGCAAAUCGUCGCCACCAAGACUCCUACUCAGGAAGUUGAUGAGGAAGACACUAAGCCAAUCGAGACGAAGUCAAAAUCUACAAAGGAGAUGGAGAAAAAGGCAGAAAAGGCUGAACCUAAGAAGGGCAUGACACGCAGCAUACACGUCAAUCCCAUCAAUGCACAAAAGGUAAUCCGGGCCGCAGGUUCAAGGAAGGGCCAAAAGGACCAGAAAGCAGUUAUGGGCUUUUCAGCAUCUUAUUUUGCGGACCAAGUUCUCGGCUGGUCAUGGCGUCCUGGUCCAAAAGCCACUCUUAAAGAUCGGCAAAUGUCCAAUGGUCUUUACAUCGCUGAAUGGUUGCACCUGAGCGCAUACUCCUGGGGCGGCAUCCAGCAGGGCACCAACACUUCAGCCCAGAAGUCAAGCCAGACUAAAAAAAACCUCGUCUUUGGCACUUCAGAGGCAAACUCUUGCAUGACUAGAUACGAGAAGGCCUGGCAGCAACUCUUCAAGGACGAGAAGCUUCUCCGUGACAAGUUGGCAGAUGAGCAAGCCAAGGCAAGCACGACAAGCACGACAAGCACGACAAGCACGACAAGCACGACAAGCAAGACAAGCAAGAAAAGCAAGAAAAGCAAGAAAAGCAUGGUAACUGAAAUAGAAAAGUACGGCAAGGGCAACGACAAGAGAACUUACCUUCAGGGAGAGCUCAGUGUGGUUUGCAACACCAAGAGUGGACCCUACCUCUUUGAUGAGAUUGACACAGAGACGGAGAAAUACGUUUGGAAGAAAAGAAACCCUAUUGAGGAGGAUUCAACACUGGCUAAGCUCGCUGAGGAAUUUCCAUUCCUUGCUUACAACAUCCGCUACGAGAUCCGACUCAUGGGUCAAUCCAGGAUCUUGGCCCCCCUGGGUGAAAGUGAUAGUGACGUGGCUGGCACUGAAUACGAGCUACCAACAAUCCUGCACAUGAAGGCCAUGUUUUACCCAUUCAGUCGAAGAUUCUACCAUCGAUCUGAGCAUCUCCUCGACUCGGCUUUGUAUCAGCACAUGUUCAUGUUGGGUGCCUUGAACCGAUUCGAUGGAGAUAGAGCUUUGGCUGAAAAGGUUUUCGAGGGCAGGUUCAAAACAAAGAAGCUAAACGACUACAAAUCCUGGAAAAAGCUUAGCAAGGCUGAUGAAGAAGCUGCAGGGAAGGGCAAGGCUUUAAGAGAAUUGGAAACCCUGAAGAAAAAGCCUCUCACGAAGGAAACAGCCCUCGACCUCCAAGAUGCGCAAGUGAGGCAUCAGCAAGCAGUCAAGGCCAAGGUGAGGAACAUGAAGAGUUAUACAAGCAAGGCGGGCAGUAUUGUCAAGUGGCCGAUGGGAAAGAAGGCAGAGAAAUAUAUUGGUCAGAUGAGUUUCGUGCCGAAAAAUGAGACAUAUGUCAGCGAGUCUCAAGGUGAGGCGCAUCCAGACAAUUUCAAGAAAGUUCCUGGGCAGCCAGGGAGCUCAAGUCUCAUCUGA